Molecule: messenger RNA, 1042 nt
Organism: Daktulosphaira vitifoliae (grape phylloxera)
Lineage: Eukaryota; Metazoa; Arthropoda; Insecta; Hemiptera; Phylloxeridae
Product: putative RNA polymerase II subunit B1 CTD phosphatase RPAP2 homolog
Exons: 5
Coding region: 152-733 (193 amino acids)
Cellular component (GO): nucleus; cytoplasm
Molecular function (GO): RNA polymerase II CTD heptapeptide repeat phosphatase activity; RNA polymerase core enzyme binding
Source: RefSeq, a predicted model, not a curated record
CCUUCAAUUUCUGCUGUUUUAUUCAUGAAGACACGAUACUAAAAAUUUAGUGAAAAUUAAUGAAUGAACAUUUUAUAUAAUUUAGAAUCAUAGUUUUUGCAACAAUUACGCCUCUAAUUAUAUUAAAAAUUAAAACAAUUUUGUACGAUUAAUGGAAAAACCAAAAAAAGUAUCCUUAUCUAAAGAAAAAAAAAAAACAAGACAAAAAAAGUUGAUCGAAGCAAUGAAAAAGAAAAAAGAAUGUGAAAAAGAAGCUCUUGAAAUUGUUAUAAAGUUAAUUGAUGGCAACUUUAACUUAGAAAACAAUGAAUUAUUCACAAAAAUAGGUAAAAUAAAUGUUUGCCAUUAUGAAGACGUAGUGGAAGAACGAUUUAUAGUAAAAAAAUGUGGUUAUUUUAUGUGCCAACAACAAUUGACAUAUAUUCCAAAACAACAAUACCAGAUUUCAAUACUUCAUAAUAAAGUUUAUGAUAUUACCGAAAGGAAGAAAUUUUGUAGUGAUAUCUGUUAUAAGAGCUCUAAGUAUCUACAAAAUCAACUUUUAACUAGUCCACUGUGGUUGCGUGAAUCAGAAGUUAUACCCACAUUCAAAUUAUUAUCCAGCCAAAAAACCAUCAAGGCACAUCAAGAAAUUAGCAAAAACAAUAGUGAAGAACUUGAUGCAACUAGUACAAAAGAAACUAAUAGAGAGCAAGAACUUAUUGAUGAAAUGGGAAAAAUAAAAUUAAGUUAAUUCUCUUAUAUUUUUGAUCAAUAGUUUAUUUUAAAAAGGCUGAAAACAACUUAAUUUUAAUAAUUUAUUGUUUAAUAUACUUAUAACUUAUAAACAUAACAAAUAAAUUAGUAAUCAUUUACGCGACCCCAUCUCAUUCUUUCUUUCCUCAUUUCCAAUUUGAGCCAAGAUGGAAUACUCUUUUUGAAUGGUACAGCAUUUGGAUACUUGAGAGGUAAUGGAGAUUUUUCAAAUGGGUGUCUCUUUUUCAGUUUUCUAAGCAAAAAUUCUUUUGCAAUUUGUUUUUCAUCUCGAUAUUUAUCCAUAUAU